Molecule: messenger RNA, 1464 nt
Organism: Cladophialophora immunda
Lineage: Eukaryota; Fungi; Ascomycota; Eurotiomycetes; Chaetothyriales; Herpotrichiellaceae
Exons: 4
Coding region: 1-1464 (487 amino acids)
Cellular component (GO): cytoplasm; nuclear proteasome complex; proteasome regulatory particle, lid subcomplex
Source: RefSeq, a predicted model, not a curated record
AUGUCGGACGGCACCAUCUUCAAGCCGGAGAAGGACUUUACCAAGGAAGCGGACAAGGUCCUGCCGGAAGCAGAAGCAUUGGCCAAGCAAGAUAUUCACAAAGCCAUCGACAAAAUCCUUCUGCUUGAGAAACAAGCACGACAAUCUUCAGACCUCGCUACAACCUCCCGGUGUCUAGUUACCAUCGUUACGCUAUGUAAAGAAGCCGGGGAUUGGAGCUUACUGAACGAACAAGUCCUGCUUCUGUCGAAGAAACAUGGCCAACUCAAACAAGCCAUCACAAACAUGGUGCAGGCUGUCAUGGGCUUUCUUGACGAUACACCGAAUCUUGACACAAAGCUCAGUGUCAUCGAGGCACUCCGGACGGUGACCGAGGGCAAGAUCUUUGUGGAGGUCGAACGUGCCAGGAUCACCCGAAUACUUUCCGACAUCAAGAAAGAGCAAGGCGACAUCAAGUCAGCAUGCGACAUUCUCUGCGAACUCCAAGUCGAGACAUUCGGAUCGAUGACGAGAAGGGAAAAGACAGAAUUCAUCCUAGAGCAGGUGGCGUUGUGCAUACAAAACGGUGACUGGACGCAAGCGGGUAUCCUGAGCAGAAAAAUCAGUACGAGAUAUUUUGCCCGAAAGCCGAAGAAGACACCCGAGCAGAUAGAAAAGGAGAGGAAGGAGAAAGAAGAAAAGAAGAAGACUGAGGAGGAACCUGAGCAAGAGCAAGAAGACGACGUGACGGAUCUCAAACUGCGAUAUUAUGAACAACAAAUCACCCUGGCGAAACACGAAGACAAAUACCUGGAAGUCUGCAAACACUACCGACAAGUCUUGGAUACGGAAUCCGUUGAGAACAACCCUGAACAGCUUCAUGCCGUUCUUCAGAGGGUCAUUUACUUUGUCUUGCUCGCCCCAUACGAUAACGAACAGUCCGAUCUUCUCCACCGCAUUCACCAGGACAGUCGCAAUUCCCAAGUUCCCAAAGACGCAGCACUCCUGAAACAAUUUACAAUUCCCGAACUCAUGCGGUGGCCUAUGGUUGAGCAGCAAUAUGGCGAACACCUUUGCUCGACUGACAUCUUUUCUAAAACCCCAGAUGCAAGUGAUUCGCAGGCGCAGACUCGCUAUGAAGCACUGAGGCAUCGAGUGAUCGAGCACAAUGUUCGGGUCAUCGCGAAGUACUAUACCCGCAUCACCUUCCCGCGUCUAACUGAGCUGCUGGAUCUCUCGGACGACGAGACCGAGAAGUACAUUUCGGACCUCGUCACGAAGAAGACGGUUUACGCGCGCAUUGACAGGCCGGCGCGAGUGGUGAGCUUUGAAGUCAAACGCGGACCGGACGAGGUGUUGGAUGAAUGGGGGAACAGCAUGAAGGGGCUGUUGCAGCUUUUGGAGAGGGUGGGACACUUGAUGCAGAGAGAGGAGAUGAUGGCGAGGAUUCAGCCAAAGGAGGAAGUCAAAAGAGCCAAGGCCUAG